Messenger RNA from Betta splendens (Siamese fighting fish), 1299 nucleotides. It is a transcript of the gene rgs9bp, whose product is annotated as regulator of G protein signaling 9 binding protein. Bases 44 to 823 code for a protein of 259 amino acids. Gene Ontology annotation, cellular component: neuron projection. The record is from RefSeq and is a predicted model, not a curated record. Gene Ontology annotation, biological process: G protein-coupled receptor signaling pathway. The transcript has 3 exons. NCBI's taxonomy places the organism in Eukaryota, Metazoa, Chordata, Actinopteri, Anabantiformes, Osphronemidae.
UCCCUGCCGUGGCACAGACUGAGACGCCGGACGAGUCGUCCUCAUGCCAUUAAUAAUUAACAGAGUGAGGGAUGAGCACACAGUCAGCAAAGACAAGGCUUUGGUUGAUGGAAAGGCUCUGGUGGAUUCUUUGAUUAAAGUGGUGGCGUGUUACCGGCACUUGGCCUCAUGUGUCGGUGGUCCCACAGAUGGCCUGAAACUGAGAGACGACCUCCGCCAAACACGAGAGAAGGCCCAGACGUUAGCCGUGGCCAUCUGCCAUCAUUUGACCUCCUAUCUCAGGGACAGGAGCCUGCCUGAGGAGCAGCGCAGGGAGAUGGCGCUCCUCUGGGUGGCCUUCUCCUCCAGCCUGGAGCUCCUCCACGCUGACAUGUGCAAGGUUUUCAACAUGUACAAUGUCUUCUUUCCAGUCAAUUCUAGCAACCUUGUGCAGACUGGGCUUCAAGGAGGAAGCAGUGAAGUAGCAGCUCGGGCUCUGAGUCUUCCAGACCUGACCCAGGCUCAAACUCGGAACCUCCCUGCUGGCCUGGAGCGCCGGGAACACAGCGCCCUGGAGCUGGAGAUCAGCACACUUGGACACAUGAUCGAUGACAUGGAGACGAAGGUCAACGUGUUGCGCUGGAUGGUGGAGCCACACGGGGGCCAGUACGCGGAUCCCAUCAGCAGCACCAACAGCGCCUCCCUGGCUCUGCUCUCUGUGGAUGAGGAGCAGCCGCGACGCCAGCCCCUACGCCGGCGUAGUUACAUGAUUGUGCUCUUAUUGCUGCUCGCUGUCGUUUUGGUGGCAGCCACUCUUUCUGUCUGUGUGGUCUUCUUUUCAUAGUAAAUCCUUAUUGCAACGAUUUCUUUGAGUAAAACAUGAGCAUGAUGCUCAGUGAUGCUGGAAACACUGGCAAGCUUUGCAAAUAUAGUAGUGUCGUCUUCAUCUCGCUGUUUUUUUAAUAAGACAUUUAUCAAAAAUAUUUGAGUUUGCUAUUUAUCACAGUGAAUCCUAAGCUGCCAUAAAACAAAAGUACAGUACAUGGCCAGGUAUUAAUUCAUUAUUAUUGCGGUGUAACAAAUGGUCUAUGGCACAUCUAAUAUUUUUGACGUGUCAUUUUACUCUUUGUUGCCAUGAAGAAGACUUCAGCCAAUGGGUGCAAAUGCUUUGUAGUUUAAGUUAACUUUGACAAGCUGAUUUAGUUUAUUUUGGAACAUAUGAGUAAUAAUAGUACAGUAAAUAUCUAUUUCUAUUAUGAUAUUCUUUCGCUAUUUCAUUAGUUUUAUUGAUCUACAUCAUUAAAAUAAUAAUUAAAUGAA